AUGGCUCCUGUGAAAAUUGCAAUCGAUAGGGGAGGCACCUUUACCGACAUCUGGGCCAGGCAGGAAGGCCACCGGGAUAUUGUGCUGAAGCUGCUCUCCGUCGACCCGCAAAACUACCACGAUGCACCGACAGAGGGCAUCCGGAGAGUUCUCUCCAUCAUCCGUGGACAGGAGAUACCUCGCGGUGUCCCUUUGCCAAAGGACGACAUCGAAUUCGUCCGCAUGGGCACCACAGUCGCCACCAAUGCCUUGCUAGAACGGAAAGGAGCCCGCCACGCCCUGCUGGUGACCAAGGGAUUGCGAGACCUCCUGAAAAUCGGCUACCAGUCACGCCCACGCCUGUUUGACCUGAACAUCGUCAAACCAGACGUUUUGUACACCGAUGUGCACGAGAUUGCCGAGCGAGUCACGGUCGAGGACUUUGAUGAAGACGUCUUCGGCGCCCACAAGGCAGUUACCGAGAUCCCUGGCGAACUCAUCCGCACCUCAAGCGGAGACAUGGUCCGCAUCAUCAAGCCAUUGGACGAGGACGAGGUCCGCGCCACGCUGAAGGACAUUAGAAGCAAGGGCAUCGAGACGAUUGCCGUGUGCUUUGCUCACUCGUACAUCUUCCCAGAGCACGAGGCGCGCGUCGGCCAGAUGGCAGCCGAGGAGGGCUUUUCGCACGUAUCGCUCUCGUCCGCUGUGGCGGCAAACAUGAUCAAAAUGGUGCCCCGGGGGAGUUCAGCAUCGGCAGAUGCAUACUUGACUCCGAACAUCAAGCAGUACCUCUCGGGCUUCAGAAAGGGCUUCGAAGGCUCGCACCUUGACGACGUCAGGGCCGAUUUCAUGCAGUCAGACGGCGGACUCGUCAGCCACAAGAGCUUCAGUGGACUGAAAGGCAUUUUGUCAGGUCCUGCCGGUGGAGUCGUGGGUUUUUCUCGCACCUGCUACAGCCCCGAGACCCAGGUGCCUGUCGUCGGGUUCGACAUGGGCGGAACAUCGACCGAUGUCAGCCGGUACGGAGGCGUUCUGGAACAUGUCUUUGAAACCACCACGGCCGGUGUCACCAUCCAGUCCCCGCAGCUCGAUAUUAACACGGUGGCUGCGGGAGGCGGCUCCAUGCUGUUCUUCCGCAAUGGUCUGUUCGUCGUGGGUCCCGAAUCCGCGAGCGCCCACCCUGGCCCGGCGUGCUACCGCAAAGGUGGACCUCUCACCAUCACCGAUGCAAAUCUGUUCUUGGGAAGGCUGAUCCCGGACUACUUCCCCAAGAUCUUCGGCAAAAACGAGGACGAGCCUCUCGACUUGGACAUUGUCAAGGCAAAGUUCGCAGAGCUAACAGCCAGAAUCAACGCUGAGACGGGCCAAGCUCUGACCCCCGAAGAGGUGGCUUACGGGUUCUUGGACGUUGCAAACGAGUCCAUGUGCAGGCCGAUCCGAGCGCUGACUGAGGCGAAGGGCUACGAAAUCGCAAAGCACCAUCUCGCCGUAUUUGGAGGAGCCGGUGGGCAGCAUGCUUGUGAAAUCGCCUCCAAACUAGGCAUCUCCACCGCCAUCAUACACAGGUACUCCAGUAUUCUGUCGGCCUAUGGCAUGGCGCUCGCCGAUGUCGUUCAAGAGGCCCAAGUUCCUGUCAACCUCGUCUAUGCUGGAGAGACAGUUGACCAUCUCAACCACAAGCUCGCAUCCCUGCAGACCACCGUCACACAACGGCUCCUCGCCCAGGGCAUCAAAGAGAGCGACAUGCGUUACGAAUUCUACCUCAACAUGAGAUAUCGUGGAACCGAGACGGCCAUGAUGAUCCUUCAGCCGCAAGGCGGCAGCUUCAGAGACGCCUUCUUGGAGCAGCACCUGCGUGAAUUCAACUUCACCUUCCCAGAUACCAGAGACAUCCUAGUCGACGAUGUUCGCGUCCGCGGCAUUGGUAGCAGCGGAUCUAUCUCGUCAGAUGCAGAUAAGCUCGCCUUUGAGCUUCAAAAGACCGUGUUUUCGUACGCCAAGGCAGAUCUUGUGGAAACUCGCGUUAAAACCUUCUUUCAAAACCACGGCCAGAUUGCGACUCCGGUUUACCUUCUCGAACAGCUUCUUCCCGGGAUGAAAGUGGCCGGCCCUGCGGUGAUAUUGGACAAUACCCAGAGCAUAUUGCUUGUGCCAGGCACAGAAGCCAAAGUCCUGUCAGCGCAUGUGGUGAUUGACGUUCCUCGCAUUGUCAAAACCAGCACAUCUUCGACGACGGUCGAUCCCAUCGCCUUAUCCACAUUCUCUCACCGGUUCAUGUCCAUAGCAGAGCAAAUGGGCCGUAUUCUUCAGAAGACAUCCAUGUCCCUGAACAUCAAGGAGCGUUUGGAUUUCUCCUGCGCAAUCUUCGGCCCGGACGCCGGCCUCGUUGCAAACGCCCCGCAUGUGCCCGUGCACCUCGGCUCGAUGAGCUACGCAGUCAAGUACCAGCACGAUCUCCUCAAGGACAAGCUGGUUCCAGGAGACGUCCUUGUCUCGAACCAUCCCGAAGCCGGAGGAGCCCAUCUCCCUGACGUGACGGUGAUCACCCCAGUCUUUGAACCGACUGGUGAGCGCGUAGCUUUCUACGUUGCUUCGCGUGGCCACCACACAGACAUAGGGGGGCUGGGCGGGACCUCGAUGCCGCCCAAUUCCACGGAGCUCUGGCAGGAAGGCGCGGCUAUCAAGAGCUUCAAGCUGAUCCAUCGAGGCGAGUUUUUCGAUGAGGAGGGUAUCAAGAACAUUCUGCUCGAGCCGGGAAAGUACCCGGGAUGUGUCGGAAGCCGCCGCCUCGACGACAACAUCUCGGACUUGAAAGCGCAGGUCGCAGCCAACAGAAAAGGAAUGCUCCUGAUACAAGGCUUGAUGGAGGAGUACUCUCAGGAAGUGGUGCAGCUCUACAUGCGCGCCAUUCAAGAGAACGCCGAAGUUGCGGUACGCCACUUCCUUCGCGAAACUCGUAAGGAGAAGGGACCGGUGUUCUCAGGCAACGACCAGAUGGAUAACGGCUCGGAGAUUGUCUUGACGGUGAGCAUCGAUGAAUCUGGAUCGGCCAAGUUCGAUUUCACGGGAACCGCCCCGGAGAUGUACUCGAACAUGAACGGGCCUCCUGCAAUCACCUACUCGGCCAUCAUCUACUGUCUACGGUUGCUCAUUGGCAUUGACAUCCCAAUGAACCAGGGCUGUCUAGCGCCCAUCGACGUCAUCCUUCCGAAGGGCAGUUUCCUGAAUCCUUCACCCGGGGCUGCCGUUUGCGCCGGCAACACUCAGACGUCUCAGCGCGUCUGCGACGUCAUCCUCAAGACUUUCCGAGCAGCGGCGGCGUCUCAUGGCUGCAUGAACUGCCUCGGUUUCUUUGGCGAAGUUCAGGACCCUGCGAGCGGGGCCGAGCAUUCGUUCGCGUUCGGCGAGACCGUGUGCGGAGGAUCAGGGGCGACGGAGGGCGCCCACGGCGCUGACGCGGUACAUACGCACAUGACAAACACCCGCAUCACUGAUGUCGAGACCCUUGAGCGCCGAUACCCCGUCCUGCUCCGUGAGUUCUCCAUCAGGCCUGACAGCGGAGGAAGCGGCCUGUAUCGCGGCGGCUGCGGGGCGAUCAGAGAUAUGGAAUGCCGCGCACCGCUUAGGUUCAGCGUCAUCACCGAGCGCCGGUCGAUUGCGCCCUACGGCAUGGCGGGCGGCGGCGACGCUGCAAAGGGAAAGAACUAUUGGGUCAGGAAGAUUAAGAUGGCAGAUGGCGAUGGCUACGAGGAACGCUGGGUCAACAUGGGACCGAAAAACAUGAUAGCCAUGCAACCUGGCGAUCGUUGUGUGCUUCUCACUCCGGGAGGAGGAGGAUGGGGGCUUGAGCCUGCUGCUGGUCCUGAGACAACCCCAGCGAGUAGAGACGCCGCUGAGAAAAGGGGCGAGACACUCCAUUCCCCACGCGCAGUAGGUAGCAUUGCUGCUUGGUCAACCGCACAGGCCGAAUCCUCCUGA
Messenger RNA from Lasiodiplodia theobromae, 3957 nucleotides. Its product is annotated as Hydantoinase oxoprolinase. NCBI's taxonomy places the organism in Eukaryota, Fungi, Ascomycota, Dothideomycetes, Botryosphaeriales, Botryosphaeriaceae. Gene Ontology annotation, biological process: glutathione metabolic process. The record is from RefSeq and is a predicted model, not a curated record. Gene Ontology annotation, cellular component: cytosol. Bases 1 to 3957 code for a protein of 1318 amino acids. Gene Ontology annotation, molecular function: 5-oxoprolinase (ATP-hydrolyzing) activity. The transcript is spliced from 5 exons.